AGAAUGAUGACGAUAAAUUUGUGUAAAUACUGCAUCGUAUACAAAACACGUAAAGCGCAAGAUUACGUUCGUCAAGCGAAAGAAAAUUGUUACCCGGGGGUAGUUAAAACAAGUAAAAAAAUCAUUUCCGUAUGUGAACGUUCGGUGGCGGUUCCGUUUGUAGUCGCUUGACACUACAGCUUGCAAUUGUGACGCUUCUGGGUCGAGUGCGGCCGACCAGUAGCGCCGUGCAAUCUGCAGCAAGGUGGCUAAUUUCGGUGGAUCGAGUGCCGCGGGUGGAAAGAUGCGCCGAUCACAGGGCUACAACUACCAACCGCUUCCGCAACAGGCACCGGCAGGUCCGAGCAACGCCAGCCACGAUGCGCUCGAGGAAGAAAACGAGCGAAUGGCGGAGGAGUUGAAGGGAAAAAUCGGAGCCCUCAAAUCGCUGACCAUCGACAUCGGCAACGAGGUGCGCUACCAGGACCGGCUGCUGCGUGGCAUCGACGAAGACAUGGACCGGACGGGAGGCUUUAUGACGAAUACGAUCAACCGGGUCGUUCGGUUGGGCCAAGGUAGCCACCGGAACUACAUGUGCUACAUGUUUCUGUUUGUGAUGGCCGUGUUUUUCGUGCUCUACUUGAUCCUGAAGCUGCGAUAGGAGUGGACCGAAGCACCUUCCUACAGCUUUUUUUUAUUUGUAUUUACACCUCACGAGAAUUUGUUAUAUAU
This is a messenger RNA of Anopheles nili, 711 nucleotides long. RefSeq names its product BET1 homolog (gene Bet1). Gene Ontology annotation, biological process: endoplasmic reticulum to Golgi vesicle-mediated transport; vesicle fusion with Golgi apparatus. The transcript has a single exon. Gene Ontology annotation, molecular function: SNAP receptor activity. Lineage: Eukaryota; Metazoa; Arthropoda; Insecta; Diptera; Culicidae. Gene Ontology annotation, cellular component: SNARE complex; Golgi trans cisterna. The record is from RefSeq and is a predicted model, not a curated record. The coding region runs from base 284 to 640 and encodes 118 amino acids.